Molecule: messenger RNA, 642 nt
Organism: Cutaneotrichosporon cavernicola
Lineage: Eukaryota; Fungi; Basidiomycota; Tremellomycetes; Trichosporonales; Trichosporonaceae
Exons: 4
Coding region: 1-642 (213 amino acids)
Biological process (GO): transcription initiation at RNA polymerase II promoter
Cellular component (GO): SAGA complex; transcription factor TFIID complex; nucleus
Molecular function (GO): promoter-specific chromatin binding; RNA polymerase II general transcription initiation factor activity
Source: RefSeq, a predicted model, not a curated record
AUGUCCACUGCAAACGGAACACCAUCCACAUCCCCUGCCCAACCCAUCGCCUCUCCUAACCCUACUCAGGCGCCUCCGUCCCAGCCUUCGUCCCAGCCUCCGUCCCAACCUCCGUCCCAGACUCAGUCACAGCCUCCGUCACAGCCCCAGUCUCAACCUCUGUCACAGCCCCAAGCCCAAGCCCAGCCACAGCCUCAGCCGAACGCGACCGCGACCACGAUCGCCACCCAGGAGAAGAAGGAGGAGGAGAAGGAGAAAGAGGAAGCCGACAUAUUCGCUGCGCGCCGUGAGGAGGAGAAUGCGCGUCGUGACCGCUCACUUGCCGAGUUCCUCGUCAUGCUUGACGGGUACAAGCCCCUCAUCCCCGAGGAGGUUACUGAGUAUUAUCUCCAACGCGCAGGCUUCGAGUGCCAGGACCCGAGGCUAAAGCGCCUCCUCUCGCUCUCGGCCCAAAAGUUUAUCUCGGACUUGUCGCGCGACGCGUUCCACUUUGCCAAGCUGCGCGUUAGUAGCACGGCAGCCGGCCGUGGUCGGCCCGCGGCUGGCGCCGACCGCAACCGCGUCGUCCUGACGAUGGACGACCUCUCCCUAGCUCUCGGCGAGCACGGCGUCAACGUCAAGAAGCCCGACUACUACCUCUAG